UGCUGCUGGCCUCCUGUCUGCAGGUUCCUGAGUGUCCCAGCAGGAUGAACGUGGUUCAGACAUCGAUGCUGCUGCUGCUGCUGGCGGCGCUCGGCGCCACCGUAGAGCCGAGCCCCGAAAACUGUCACGGCCUGAACGCCACGCUGAGGAGGGAACACCUGCACAAGAUCUUCGGGGACUGGGUCCUGGUCUGGGCGGAGGCCGACCACCAGAGAGGAUCGGCCCUGCUGGGCCACGUCAGCAGCUCCCACAUCGAGCUGCGACUCCUCCCCGACAACCACACCGCCUCCUUCAGCGAGAGGAACCGGAUCUCCACCAGCAAGUGCACAAACUACUUCAGCAACAUGUCCAUGUCCGCCGAGGACUCAGAGCAGCUCGCACUGCACACCGUCGCUCCCAAAAUCGAGGUGGACGGAGUUUUCAUCGACUACAACGAGUCGGGUGAAAUGCAUUUCUUCGAGACCUGCGACGAGUGUCUGGUGAUGGUCUACAAGAACUCAGAGGGCCGAGUCCUGAUGAUCUACAGGAGGAAGGGGCACCAUCAGGACGUUGACAAGUUGAAGGAACACCACGACAAUAACAACAAACUGGCCGAGUGUCUGGGAUUCCCUCCAGGCAAAACGUUCACCUACGACGGAGCUGCAGAUUUGUGUCCUAAGAAAUCUGCUCCAGAAGUUGCUGUUGAUCCUGUUGAACCUGCUGCAGAGUCCUGAGGGACAAACAACAACAACAACAUAAACAACAACAAUAAAAUAACUGAAAUGCUGAAA
Centropristis striata (black sea bass) is the source of this 770-nucleotide messenger RNA. RefSeq names its product saxitoxin and tetrodotoxin-binding protein 1-like. Bases 45 to 713 code for a protein of 222 amino acids. The record is from RefSeq and is a predicted model, not a curated record. Lineage: Eukaryota; Metazoa; Chordata; Actinopteri; Perciformes; Serranidae. The transcript has 6 exons.